This is a messenger RNA of Hevea brasiliensis (rubber tree), 1564 nucleotides long. Its product is annotated as branched-chain-amino-acid aminotransferase 2, chloroplastic. NCBI's taxonomy places the organism in Eukaryota, Viridiplantae, Streptophyta, Magnoliopsida, Malpighiales, Euphorbiaceae. The transcript is spliced from 10 exons. Gene Ontology annotation, molecular function: branched-chain-amino-acid:2-oxoglutarate transaminase activity. Gene Ontology annotation, biological process: branched-chain amino acid metabolic process. The coding region runs from base 226 to 1389 and encodes 387 amino acids. The record is from RefSeq and is a predicted model, not a curated record.
AUUAAUCAUAACGUGAUUUUACCCUGCUCAUUCUCACCCCUAGCUGUGGCUCUUUCCUUUCAUUUGCCAGCUACCAGCUGCUACUCUAGAAAAGGGGUAAACAAACCAUAUUGAUAAUCUGUUUCAGUCUCUGUCCUUCAUUGCUGUAUAAACACUUCUUGCUACUGAAAUUGUUCUUGUAAUAUAUUCACUACUUGGAUUUUAAGGCAACAAACAGGAUCGACCAUGAUUCAAACAAGUGCAGGCUUUCGCGGUUUGGUUCAAUCUCAGAGACUUGGUUCUUUUCAAUCAAAGCUUGGAGCUUGCUAUAAUUAUGCAUCUGGUGCUGCAUCUUCUCUGCAGCAUGCAUGUGAGCCAUCAACUUACAGUGACGGUGACUAUGCUGAUGUGGAUUGGGAUAAUCUUGGAUUCGGUCUCUUGCCAACUGAUUACAUGUACAGGAUGAAAUGUUUUAAGGAUGGGAAGUUUGAACAAGGACAACUAAGUCGCUAUGGAAACAUUGAGUUGAGCCCUUCUGCAGGAGUCUUAAAUUAUGGGCAGGGACUCUUUGAAGGCACAAAAGCAUAUAGAAAAGAAAAUGGAUGCCUUCUUCUAUUUCGUCCGGAUCAAAAUGCAAUCCAAAUGAAGAUUGGUGCUGAAAGAAUGUGCAUGCCUUCUCCUUCCAUUGAUCAAUUCGUCGAUGCAGUGAAACAAACUGCCCUUGCUAACAAGCGCUGGGCGCCUCCUCCAGGGAAAGGAACAUUAUAUAUUAGGCCAUUGCUGAUGGGUACUGGUCCUGUAUUGGGUUUAGCACCAGCACCUGAAUACACAUUCCUUGUAUAUGCUUCCCCUGUUGGCAACUACUUCAAGGAGGGCUUGGCACCAUUGAAUUUAUAUGUUGAGGAUGAGUACCAUCGCGCUUCUCGUGGUGGAGCUGGAUGUGUGAAAACAAUUAGCAAUUAUGCUCCAGUUUUGAAAGCAAUAACUAAAGCAAAGAACAGGGGAUUUUCUGAUGUCCUGUACCUUGACUCUCUGAAUAAGAAAUAUUUGGAGGAAGUCUCUUCUUGUAACAUUUUCAUCGUGAAGGGCAAUGUUAUUUCAACUCCUGCUACAAAUGGUACUAUUCUUUCUGGGGUCACUCGAAAAAGCAUCAUAGAAAUUGCUCAAGAUCUUGGCUAUGAGGUUGAGGAACGUGUAAUUUCUGUGGAUGAAUUGGUAAAUGUCGAUGAAGUUUUUUGCACUGGAACUGCUGUAGUCAUUGCUCCGGUUGGCAGUAUUACAUAUCAAGAUAAAAGAAUCGAAUACAGAACGGGUGCUUACUCUCUAUCCCGGAAGCUGUACUCAACUCUUGUAGGAAUUCAGAUGGGAUUGAUUGAGGAUAAGAAGGGCUGGACUUUGGAGAUACGUUAAGCUAGUUUCAAUGAACCAAAACAGGAAUGUACAGAAAAAAUUAUCUAAUUGCUUGUCAAUAAAUAGCAAAAACCUUUCAAUCAUAUGUUAUGUCAAUUUAUUUCCUAUAGGACUGAUGAACAAGAAAUGAAAAGAGCUUCUUUAUAAUAUAAAUCAAUUAAAUGCUUGAAGGCAA